AUGAAGUCAUUUUCAAAUAAUUACUGUAAGAUCUACCAAAACUAGUAAACUUCUUGAGAAUUGAAUUAGAAGGUAUUUAUCUAUGUAACAAAUAUUAGAUAAUGCUUAAUUCAUUGAACAAUAUCAAAUAAAACGAUUUCCAGCAAUUUUUCUGGAAACCAAAUCUGGUGUCAUAUAUCAUUAUAAUGAUAUUUUAAACUAUGAAACACUUAUUUCCUUUGUUCAUUAUUACUUAAAUGGAUUACAAUUUCAUCAAUAUAAUUCUUUUCAAGAGAUAGAGACUGUCAUUAAUAAUUAAUAUAAUUAACAAUCAUUAUAUGACAUUUAUAUUAUUGGAUUAUUUUAUGAUUAAGUUGAAUAUCAAGAUGAAAUUAAACUCUUUACAUAAUAAUGUAAGAAGCUCUUUAAUUAUAGAAUUAAAUUUGGAUUCUUAAUGUAAAAAUAAGAAAUAAAAAAUAUUUAUUCAAAAUAUAAUACUUAUUCCCAUAUUUUAAUAUCAAGAUAUCCAAAUAAUUAUUAAUUUGUUGAUGAUUUAUUGGCUUAACCAAUUUUACCAUUAAUUUAAGAAUUGAAAUUUGAGAAUUCCAAAUAUUAUUUAGGACAUGCUUUAAUUGUUAUUGAUUCAAUUUAAGAUAAUAAUAAUAAUUAUUUAGUUAAAAUAUAAAAGAUUGCUCAAUAAUUACCAUCUUUAAGAUUUGCAUGGAUUGAUGGAAAUUUAAAUGAAGAUAGAUUAUAGAUGUUAGGAAUUGAAAAAUUUGAUUAAGAAACUAAAUUAACAAUUUUUAAUUUGGAUUCAAAUGCUAAUGCUAUUUAUAAUGGAGAUUUACAUAAUCUAACAACUAUAUUUACUUUUUAUAAUGAUUUCAUAAACUUAGAUUCCAAACAUUUUCAUUAAAAAUAUUCAUUCAUCAAAAAAGAAUAAAAUAAAUCUCCAUCAUAACCAUACAUUUAAUAUAAUGAAAAUACUCUUAUCAUCUUAAUACCACAAUAUGAUGAUCAUCAUACUAAAAUAAUUAAAUAAAUAUAAUAAGUAAAUAAGAAAUUUCAUAAUCAAUUCAAUGUUUCCUAUUAUGAAGCUAAUCAAUUCAAAUUAAUUUAUUAUUAUAAUUCUAUUAUAUAUUAGUUAUCCCAUGAGUCACUUGAAACAGCUUUGAGGGAAAUAGAAUAAAUUAAUAAUCAAGUAAAAUUUCCACAUGAAAUUCCAUUACUUAUAAAUGAUCAAGAUUUAAUUGAAUUUCUAUUAAUAUAAUAAUAAUGA
Messenger RNA from Paramecium primaurelia, 1258 nucleotides. The record is from the annotation of a GenBank genome assembly. NCBI's taxonomy places the organism in Eukaryota, Ciliophora, Oligohymenophorea, Peniculida, Parameciidae.